Molecule: messenger RNA, 2567 nt
Organism: Xenopus tropicalis (tropical clawed frog)
Lineage: Eukaryota; Metazoa; Chordata; Amphibia; Anura; Pipidae
Gene: pgbd5
Product: piggyBac transposable element derived 5
Exons: 7
Coding region: 164-1936 (590 amino acids)
Biological process (GO): non-replicative DNA transposition
Molecular function (GO): transposase activity
Source: RefSeq, a predicted model, not a curated record
AUGUGGGAUGGAGCGAACCAGACCACACACAGUAGGAGGAGCAGAAGGGAGUGCUCGUUCAUUUCGGACUCGUUCAUGACAUCAGCGCAGCCUUAAUCCUGCCCAGAGCCCGGGAGAGACAGGGGAGGCGGCUGCAGCGCAGCGAGCACUCGGGCGCAUCACAAUGAUGAAGGGAGCGAGUCUGUCGGGAAGCGGCGGCGGCGGCAAUAAAAAGAUCGCCCUGUCUCUGCUGGAAGCUGCCCGUUCCCGGUACGAGAGCCUGCAGAUUUCUGAUGAUCUGUUUGGGGAGUCUGGAGAUGACAGCAGCAGUGGGAACCCCUUCUAUAGUACCUCGCCUGAUUCACCCACCUCAGCCUCGGGCUGCUCCAGCGAGGAUGAGGAUGGCGGAGGAAGGAAGACGCCACAUCCAUUGGGCCAGUGCGAGGUUGGAGAGCUGGGCAGAAAUGUGGGUGAUGGCGAUUUGGGCAAUAGCACACCCCACGGCACGCCGAGGGUUAAGGGAAAAGAAGUGCAGCGGGACUGUACUGAGAGGGAUACGGUCGGGGAGUCGCUGCUCCAUAGAGAGAGAACAGUGACUUGCUGCGAGGAAGGGGAUGCAGAGCAGCAAGUGCCCAUAGACAACCUGAAGGAGGAGGAGGGCUGGUCCCACACCCUGCAGGAUAGAGCCGCCCCCUAUUUCAGCGACACCAGCGGGCCAACACGUAAUAUGCCACCCACAUCCAGUGUAAUGGAUUUCUUUCAACUAUUUGUCCCUGACAAUGUUAUAAAGAACAUGGUGACACAAACGAACAUGUAUGCCAAGAAAUACCAAGAAAAGUUUGGAAGUGAUGAUGCCUGGACAGAUGUUACACUGGCGGAAAUGAAAUAUUUUUUGGGCUACAUGAUAUCAACUAGCACUCACCAUUGUGAGUCAGUACUCAGCAUAUGGAGUGGGGGGUUUUACAGUAACAGAAGCAUUGCUCUCAUUAUGACACAACCAAGGUUUGAAAAAAUUCUAAAAUAUUUCCAUAUUGUGGCCUUUCGGUCCAGUCAGACAACUCAUGGCCUUUACAAGAUUCAGCCUUUUCUUGACUCUCUUCAGAAUUGUUUUGACUCAUGCUUCAAGCCUUCACAAACCCAGGUGCUGCAUGAGCCUUUAAUUGAUGAAGACCCAGUGUUCAUUGCUACCUGCACAGAACGAGAGCUGCGCAAAAGGAAAAAGAGAAAAUUUAGUGUUUGGGUCAGACAGUGCUCAUCUACUGGUUUCAUUUGCCAGGUUUACAUUCAUUUAAAGGAAGGAAGUGCCACAGAUGGCCUUGACACAUUGAAAAACAAACCACAGCUUCACCGCAUGGUGGCCAAGAACUUGUGUCAAAAUGCAGCUGGGAAAAACUACAUCAUUUUCACUGGGCCUAGCAUUACAAGCUUCAGUCUGUUUGAAGAAUUUGAAAAGCAAGGUAUUUAUUGCUGUGGAUUAUUAAGCUCCCGUAAAAGUGACUGCACUGGACUUCCUCCAUCAAUGCUUAGUAACACAGAAGUACCACAAGCUCGGGGGCAGUAUGCUAUCAGAGUGAAGGGAAACAUGUCCCUUAUUUGCUGGUACAAUAGAGGAUAUUUUCGCUUUCUUACCAACGCUUACUCUUCAAUUCAGCAAGGAGUCAUCAUUAAAAGGAAGAGUGGAGAGAUUCCUUGUCCUUUGGCAGUUGAAGCAUUUGCUGCUCACCUCAGUUACAUCUGUAAAUAUGAUGAUAAAUACAGCAAAUAUUUUAUUUCACACAAACCUAACAAAACUUGGCAGCAGGUGUUCUGGUUUACUAUCAGCAUUGCUAUAAACAAUGCCUACAUCCUCUAUAAAAUGUCUGAUGCCUACCACGUAAAGAGAUACAGUCGGGCUCAGUUUGGGGACAGACUUGUGCGGGAGCUGCUAGGACUGGAGGAUACAUCGCCAUGCCAUUGAUAUCAGCCUACUCUAUGGUCUCGUGUUGUGAAUAUGAGACUUAAGCUUACGAUUGCCAUUCAGGGAUGUUGGCGCCAGCUAUGCCAACCUACUAUAUAUAGUGAUGUAAACCACUGAAUCAUUAGGAUGUGUAACAGAUUAUUUUAAAACACACGAAGAGGAUUUAAUAUUCAUCACUUCACUGAAUUUUUGUUAGAGUUUACAGAACCCACACAUUUUUAAAGGUUUUCAAACUGAAAUCUAGAAAUUGUGGAGUGGAAGUUUGAUGCUUGUAUGAGGGCAGUUUGCACCAAUAAAAUAUAUAUUUUAAGGCAAUUACUUUUCUGUAACCAAUGUGCAAUAUAUUAUACCAUGUUUUACUUUUUUAUGUCACUGAUUUUUUUUUUGAGUCAAUGUUAUUUAAGUAUAUUGUGUUUUGAUGAAUGAGAAAUACUGUUCAAAUGCUGCAGAAUUUCAAAUAAGAAUAAUUAAUGUAACUUGGUGUUCGUGCUGGUCAUUUCUUUUAGUCUGUAUUUCUGAAGUGGGGAUAUUAUCAUUUUUAACAUGUAUUUAUAAAGAACCAACAUGUUCCACUGUACUAUAAAUGGGUGUAUACAUUGUAACAUACAACCAAUAAAAGAAGUAAAAAUGG